This is a messenger RNA of Pecten maximus, 885 nucleotides long. RefSeq lists its product as uncharacterized. The record is from RefSeq and is a predicted model, not a curated record. The coding region runs from base 1 to 885 and encodes 294 amino acids. The transcript is spliced from 2 exons. Lineage: Eukaryota; Metazoa; Mollusca; Bivalvia; Pectinida; Pectinidae.
AUGGCAAUGCCUCAUGGGAACGUCCGAGAUCCCAGUUUCCCGAGCGACAUAAACGGUCACCAUGUCAACCGUGAAUCUCCAUCAGACUUGGCUGUCACGCCCCUUAACUAUGAACAUAGAAUCACAGCCCGUGACAAUGAACCAAGAAUCACAGCCCAUGACCAUGAACAUACAAUCACAGCCCGUGAUAAUGAACCAAGAAUCACAACCCGUGACCAUGAACCAAGAAUCACAGCCCGUGAUAAUGAACCAAGAAUCACAGUACGUGACCAUGAACCAAGAAUCACAGUACGUGACCAUGAACCAAGAAUCACAGCCCGUGACCAUGAACCAAGAAUCACAGCCCGUGACCAUGAACAUAGAAUCACAGCCCGCGAUCAUGAACCAAGAAUCACAACCCGUGACAAUGAACCAAGAAUCACAGCCCGUGAUAAUGAACCAAGAAUCACAGCCCGUGACCAUGAACCAAGAAUCACAACCCGUGACCAUGAACCAAGAAUCACAGCCCGUGAUAAUGAACCAGGAAUCACAGCCCGUGACCAUGAACCAAGAAUCACAGCCCGUGACAAUGAACCAAGAAUCACAGCCCGUGACAAUGAACCAAGAAUCACAGCCCGUGAUAAUGAACCAGGAAUCACAGCCCGUGGUAAUGAACCAAGAAUCACAGCCCGCGAUCAUGAACCAAGAAUCACAGCCCGUGACCAUGAACCAAGAAUCACAGCCCGUGACCAUGAACCAAGAAUCACAGCCCGUGACCAUGAACCAAGAAUCACAGCCCGUGACCAUGAACCAAGAAUCACAGCCCGUGACAAUGAACAAAGAAUCACAGCCCGUGACAAUGAACCAAGAAUCACAGCCCGCGAUCAUGAACCAAGAAACUCUUAA